Molecule: messenger RNA, 6975 nt
Organism: Rotaria sordida
Lineage: Eukaryota; Metazoa; Rotifera; Eurotatoria; Philodinida; Philodinidae
Source: the annotation of a GenBank genome assembly
AUGGGUAAAUCAUUAACUUAUCUUGAUAUUGAAAAACAUUUUAAUUCAUCAUCAAAUUUAUUCUUUUUAUUUGGUAUAAAUAUUCAUCGACCAUUUCUAAAUGAAUAUGAUCAAACACAUGCUGAUGCAAGCAUAUUUAUUAUAGUGAUUUGUAAAAGUAAUUCAUCUGAUUGUAUUUCACAAGGUGGAUCAUUACCAACUGAAUAUAAACUUGAAUUUAACAUUGAUGGUGUACCUUAUAGUGAUAAACAUUCAAAAAUUGAUCGUCAAUGGCAUCGAACAAAAUUAAUUAAUUAUGAAUUUCUUUAUGAAUCAUAUAAUUCUCAUUCAUGUUAUGAUAAACCAGAGAAUGAGAAAGGUUCAAUUUGGAAAAAUUUUAUUAUGAACAUGGAUUCAAAUCAAUAUGAAAAUAUUUAUUCAAAAUGGGUUGAAUUUGAUGUAAAAAUUAAUGAUGCUGGUGUUCAGUUUAUUGAAGGACAACAACUAUAUAAUAAUACUGUUGUUCAACAAUUUACAUUAUACUUUUUUGUAACAACUUUUCAAUGUUUACAACCACCAUUAAUUUAUUUUGAUGGUUUUAUUUCAAAUAAAACUUAUCUAUCAGCUUUUCAUUUUCAAUUAAUUUCACAUAAAUGUGAUUUACAUAAAUAUACAUGUUAUUUACAAAUGACAAAAAUACGAAUAGACAAACUAAGUCUAACAAAUAUGACAUUUUAUGAAAGUGAUACAAUUAAUAUCAAUAUCAAUAAUCCAUUAUAUUUUUCUCAACGAAUUUCAUAUGAACAAAAUAUAAAACCAACAAAUUUUAUUGAUCGUAUUUAUGAAAAAGUGACCAUUGAAAAUAAUCCUUCAUUAUCUGAUAAUGAAUUUUAUCGUAAUGCAACAUGUAUUAAUAAAAAUGUAAUAACAUCAAGACAAUUUCUUUUAUGUACACAAGAUUAUUUCAAAAAUGAAUCUAUAAUAACAACAUUUCGUAUAGAUAUUAUUUUAUGUAAAUAUUUCAAAGGAAAUACUGAUCAAUGUAUCUUUACUCUUUAUCAACAUGUAUUGGGCGAACAUUUACGUUUAUUUAUACCGAUUAAAGGUGAUAAUAUAACAUUUGUUGGAUUUAUACGUCUUUCAACAGACUUACCAAAUAACGAAUGGACGAAUCACCUUACUGAAAACUAUGAUAAAAUAUAUGCAAAUCAUCUAACAAAUACAUAUGAUCAUAUGAUUGAAAUUAAAUCGAAUAUUAAUAGUAAAAAUUCAAUUAUACGUUAUUAUCAAAUCAUAACUGAUCAAGUUCGUCUUUGUCAUCUUAUAUGUCGAAAUAAUUGUGUACAACAAUCACCAAAUCAUACAGAUUAUUACAUAUCAACAUCAAAUAUAGAAUUAAUAUUAUUCUGUGUUAAAUGUAAUUUUAAUGAAAUUUACAAUAAACUAAAUCAUACAAUUGUUAAUUUUUAUACAAAAUUAUCACGUGAUAUUGUAUUACUAAGAAUUCAAAUUACUAAUAAAUUGUCAGUAAUGUCUCUCAUUUGUAUUAAUGAUAAAAAUAAAACAUUAGUAGUCAAUGCAAAAUUUCAUUUAAUCAAUCAUCCGAAUAAUACUCAAACAUUUUCUUGUUCAAUUAAUCCAAUGAUAAUUUAUCCAUAUCAUGAUGAAAUUAUUCUUGAAUGUAAUAAUUUUAGUACACGUGCUGAUAUUAUUAUUUGGGCUAUAACUCAAUUAAAUCAUGAAGAAGUUCGUAUUUUACUUAAUCCAUUAUAUAUUACUAAUGAAAUAUCUAAUUCAAAAAUUCGAAUGAAAAUUAAUGGUAUUCCACAUGGUAAUAAAGUUAUAUUAGAAAUAAAUUCAUCAUUAUUUGGAAAAAUUCAACGUUAUGAAUUAUUAAUGAUGAACCUAACUCAUAAAUUAAUUAUAAAAAUGAAUAUAGCUUUAGAAUGGAAUUAUUUUUCUAGUGCAUUUCAAUUAAUGAAUGAAUAUUUAAAAAUCUAUGAAAAUGACUUUUAUCUUUUAAACAAUGAAACAAAUCAACGUUUUUAUUUAGUUGGACUUAAUCGAACAUCAUUUUUACUUAGUAUAAUUAAUUAUUAUCGUUUAAUUUUAAAUUAUAUUGAUCAAGAAUUACUUUAUAUCAAAGCAAUAGAUUUUUCACAAAAAAUCUAUUCAACUAUUUCAACACAUUUGUUCAAAUAUCAAAUUUUCUAUCCUGAAUCAAACAACACUUUUCUCAAUGAUUAUCUUUCUUUAUUAAUUCAAUUAUCUUCACGACCUAAAAUAAUCACUUAUGAAACAUAUCAUCUACUUCGACAUUUAAUAAAAUUCAUAUCCAUUUCUUUACCUAACACAUCACCUUCAUUUCUUAUAAAAUUAUUUGAUCUUUGUAUAAAUUUACGUAUAUAUGUUAUUGAUCCAAAAUCAAUACCAAUAUCAACAACAAUUGAUACAAAUAGUUUAUUUAAAUUUAAUCAACUUAUUAGUCGAAUUCUCAUUAUGAUUCAUACUGAAUUAACAUUAAAUGGAUAUUUUGAUAGACGAAUGCAACAAAUUGAUAAUGGUCCAUUUGAUUUUAUUGUUAAUAUGACAACACCAUUUAUUACAAAACGUUGGGCUCUAAAAUUUGAUCAACCAUUAUCACGUUAUCAUUAUUCUAAUAUAAACAAUCAAAUAACUGCAACAAAUCAAUUACGUAUUAUAACAAAUCCUUUAGGUAUAUUAUAUUAUCCUCAAGAAUAUAUUCCAGUUUAUCUUAAAAUUUCUAAAACAAUAUCUGAAGAUUAUCUUCUUGGUCAAUUAUUAUCAAUUGAAUUAAAUAAUAAUUUAACAUUAAAUUAUUCUUCAUAUAUAUCAUUUUCUCUUGAACAAACAUAUUUAAAUACAUCAAAUAUAUUACAAAAAUAUUUUUCAAAAAUAGUAUUAAUUCAUAUAAAAAAAGAUUAUUAUUCAUAUAAAUUUUCAUUUCAAAUGAAUACAACAAAAUUAGCUCGUAAUAUUUCAUUAAUUUUUUUUGAUUUACCAAAUUCUCAAAAAUAUUUAUUUACAAUUGAUAUAGCUUAUAAUAAUUCAUGUUUAAAAUCAAAAAUAAUUAAUGAAAAAUAUCUUAAAUAUAUAAUUAAUAUUGAUUUAUGGCAAAAUAAUUAUUUUGUUUAUUCAAUACCAAUUAAAUCUAUGUCAAUUGUAUGUGCACAAGUUGAAAUUACAUCAAAAGAUGUAUCUAUUCGAAAUUUAAAACGAACAGGAUAUUUUCUUGUUGUUGAAACAGGUUGUUAUUCAUUUAAUAGAAGUAUUUAUGAAGAUUAUUAUACAAAGUUAGAAGAUGAUAAAUGUCAAUUGAUUAAUGAAAAUAAAACUCAAUUAAAUAAUCAUUUAUUAUUAUCAAAUGCACAUUUAACAUGUUAUUGUCGAAAACCUACAACAAAAUAUUUUGUUUUAUGUCAACCAAAACCAAUUCUUGUUGAAUUUGAAUUAAAUGCUCAAACUUGGCUUCAUUUUUAUAUUUAUCUUUCAUUGUUACUUUUUAUUUUUCUUCUUCUUGGUGUCUAUGCUAUUUAUAAAGAUACAUUAGAUGAUUAUAAACCUUCUAUAUAUUUUGUUGCUGAUUGUCAAGUAGCUGCUGUUAAUGUUCAUCUUUAUCAAUUAACAAUAUUUACUGGUCUUCAACAAUCAACAUUAAAAGAUUUUAAAAUUUAUAUUCGUUUAAUUGGUGAAAAAUGUCAUGAUGAAGCACAUUGUUUAAAUUUAAAUAUAUCAAAUGUAUUUCAACGUGGUAGUGUUAAUCAAUUUUUAAUUACUUCAUUUAUUGAUAUAGGUCGAAUUGUUGCAUUAAAUAUGUGGCAUAAUGAAAUAAAUAUAAAAUCCGAUUAUUAUAUACGUCAUUGUAUAUUAUAUGAUUAUAAUUAUUAUCGAACAUAUUAUUUUUGUUGUUAUACAUGGUUAUCAUUACGUAAAGGUUUAAAUAUAAUAAAUGAAAUAUUUUAUGUUGCACAAGAAGUUGAUCAAUAUGCAUUUGGUCAUUUAUUUCUUUCAACAUAUUCAUGGCUUUAUUAUCAUUAUCAUUUAUUAAAUUCAAUAUUUAAUAAACAAAAAAUAAAUACAUUAUCAAGAUUUUAUCGUUUACAUAUUUAUUUUUGUUUAAUUAUAAUACAAUUUUAUUUUAUUCAAAUUCUUAUUCUAUCAUGUCGAAAUAUAAUAAUAAAUCAACGAUGUGCUUAUAUUUUUCCAUCAUUUUUAUUUUCAGUUGAUCAAUCAUUUGUUGCAACUGAUUGGAUGGAAAUUUAUCAGAUAAUUCGUCUCAAUUUAUUUCCAUCACUUUUUAUUGCUCUAUUCCUUAGUUCACUUAUUGGUAUUCUUACACCAAUAUUUAUAUGGGGUUUAACAUAUUUAACAAAUCGUAUUGAACUCUAUCGACAAUUAUCAAAAGCUACAAGACAUUAUGAAAAUUUUGAUAAUUUUCAUUCAAUUAUAUAUACAAUGGCAUCAAGUAUAGCUGAUUUAAAUUCAUAUCGUCAAGAUAUUGAACAAUUUAAAUAUAUUCAUAAAUUUGAUUUACAACAUCGUUUUAGUAUUAGUACAUUAGGAGAACAUAAUGAAUCUAUUAGUUCACAAUCAGAUAGUCAAAUUGAAAUAAAUAAUAAUUCUUAUAAUAGUCAACAAUAUAAAACAAAUUCGAAUAUUAAUUCAUAUUUUUCAAUAAGAAAAAAUCAACAAUUCGAAAUAGAUAAAAUACGAACAUCAAUUGAUUCAAAAAAUCGUUCAACUUCAAUCUUUUAUCCAAAUAAUAAAUUUUCACAACAAAAUCAAUUACUCAAUGAUGAUGAUGACGAUGAAUUUUCAUUAUCAACUGAAAGUUCUCAAUCAAGUAUACAACAACAAAAUAUAAAUAUACCAACAAUUAAAUUAAAAAUUCAUUGGCCAAAAAAAUCUAAUCAACCAACAUUUAAUAUGUAUAUAUUCUAUUCAAUUAUAUUCUAUGGUAUAUCGAUUAUUCUUGGUAUAUUAUCAAUUAUAUGUAUGUAUUUAAUAAUGAAAACAUUUACAGAAAUAGAAAAUUAUUUUUUAACAUCAGCUAUUAUAUUUAUACAUAUAUUAACUAUAUUAUUUACAUUAAUAUUUGAAAUAAUUAUUAUUUUAAUUAUAUCAUUACUUAAUGCAACAUUUUUUCAUAUAACAGAUGAAGAUAAAUUUAUUUCAUCUGUUAUUCAAAUUCCAAUUAUAUCUAUGAUUGAUAUUAAACAACAUCAAUUAAAUCAUACAUUUACACUUAAUCGAGAUCUAACAUUAACUGAUGUACAAUUACGUGAACGUAUUCGUGAACGUUUUCUUGAAUCAUCAAUUAUUCGUGCUGUUAGAGAUGUUAUUGGUUAUAUUGUAUUUAUGGUUAUUAUUAUUAUGGUCUUUGCAGAUACAUCUGCAAAUAUUGAAACACGUUUAACAAUGAGACAAUAUACAUUACAAUUACUUCUUCGUGAAGAUAUUUUUCAAAAUAUUGAUCAUAUACCUGAUACUAUGGAUUGGAUUAGUUAUUUUAUUGAAAAUCGUCUUUUUCUUGAACAUAAAGAUUAUUCUUGUCAAAAAGAUACAUGUAAUUAUGUUCAAAUUCCUGAUUCACCAUUAUAUUUAAGUAAAAGUAUUCGUAUACGUCAAAUUCGUGUUGAACGUAAAGAUUGUCAUGAAAAAAUCAAUCAUCUAUUCUAUCCUUUAAUACCACCAAAUUGUUUUGUUGGUGGAAAAAAUUUAAUGAAUAAUAAAAAAUUUGUUAUUGGUGGUCAACGAAAAUGUUCCGGUUGGAAACAAUCAUCAAUAUCAAAUAAUUCAUGUAAAGAUAUUUGUAAUUAUACAUCAAUAUGGUCAGCAUUACCAUAUAAAACAAUAAUAAAAUUUUAUACAACAUAUGAAUCACCAUGGUAUUUUAUGUUACAUUUAUUACCAAAAGAAACAGUUGAACGUUGUAAUCGUAAAAGAAAAUAUUAUGAUUUAAAUAAAUAUAAUUGGUUAGAUGAAAAAACUUUAGUUGUUAUGAUUGAAGGAAAUUUAUAUUCUCCACAAACAUCAUCAAUUAUAUCAUUUAUUUUAAUUAUUGAAAAAAAUCAAUAUGGAAUGAUUGAAAAAGAUAUAUUUAUUCAAGUAUCUGAUUAUAUAUUAGCAACAAUUAAUGAUAAUACAUUGCAACAGAAUGAUACUGAACAAAUCUUAACAAAUGAAAAUGAUACUGAAAAACAAUUUGUUAUGACAAAUUAUUUAUUUGCUGUUUUGUUAUUUGUAAUUUUUACAACAAAAUUAUUCGAUCUAGCAAAAUUUACUCGAAAUUUUGGUUUUUAUGGUUUUGUUUUUUUUCUUCGUACAUUAUCAAAUAUAAUUGAUGGUAUAUUAUUAAUACUUUGUUGUUAUUAUUUUUUAUUAGUUCAUUUUGAUCAAAAUGUACUUCAAUUAAAUAAUCUAAUACAAUCAUUAAAUAUUCAUCAUUUAUUUGUAUCAUUUCGUGUAUUAAUUAUAAAUAAUACAAUAAUAAAUCAUUUAAUUGGUUUAAUAUGUUUAUUUGCUAUAUUUAAAUUACUUUAUUUACUUAAAUUUAAUCCUAAAACAUAUUUACUUGCUGAAACAAUAUAUAAAUCAGCUGAAGGUUUUAUAUUAAUAUUAUGUUUUGCAUUUUUAAAUUAUUUUAUAUUUACAUUAAUUGGUCGAUUAUUUUUUUCAAAUGAAGAAAAUUUUAAAACAUUUUUCGUUGCUUUUCGUGUUGUUUUAAUAUCAUCAAUAAAAGAUGCAGCAUCAACAGAUAAUGUUAUAUCAGGUACAAUAUUAAGAACAUUAUGGCAAUUUUUUCUUUGGGUAUUUUCAGCAAAAAUUAUUGAAUAUUUUUUAAUAUCAUUUGUUAUACAAAAAUUUUCAAAUAUAAGAAAAACACAUCAAUUAACAGAUGAAGAAAGAAUUGUUGGAAGAAUAUUUCAAACAUUUUGGACUUAUUUUGCUUUUAAUAAAAAACAAAAUAAAUAA